GCCUUUAGUGAUCCAUCAGAGGUGAAUUGUUUGUUUCUGGGACUUUAUCACAUAUUAAACUCUGAGUCGGGUUUUUAGUUUGAUCCGUCCCCACCCCCCGGGGUAGCGAGGUGCACACGGCCCUGCCAAGUCAGUUUGAAAAGAUCAGACAAAGGCAGCAGGAAGCCCCUCGGCUUGGCAAUGCGCGCGAGCGGAGCGCGAGCGCUUGUUUUCUCACGGUAGCGAUCGGUACCGGCUCGGUUUUCUUCAUCUACUUUCCGUUUUUUUUUUGUAGGCAGUUUUAUUAAAAGAUAAACUUCUCUUUUAAGCACCGGGUGGAGGGAAAAAAAUAAUGUACGACCGCCUGGAUCCUCGCGCGCAGCGGAGACGGUUAUCUCAACGGAAAAUGGGCAGCGUCGCGUGACCGAGCGCGAGCGUUUGUUUCGCCGUGUGAGUGUGUGGUGUGGUGUGCCUGUGUGUGUGUGUGUUGUUUUGGAAAGCAGCUCCCAGUCCUGUCCGUCUUAAAUGUAGAACCGAGCCUUUAUCCUUUCCUUAAGUGAACUUGUGUAGACGUUAAGAUGGAGACGCACGUCUCGUGCCUCUUCCCAGAGAUUUUAGCCAUGAUCUUCAGCUACCUGGACGUGAGGGACAAAGGCCGGGUGGCCCAAGUGUGCACCGCCUGGAGAGACGCGUCCUACCACAAGUCUGUGUGGAGAGGGGUGGAAGCCAAGCUGCAUCUCAGGAGGGCCAACCCGUCCCUGUUCCCCAGCCUUCAGGCCCGGGGCAUCCGGAGGGUGCAGAUUCUCAGCCUGAGGCGCAGCCUGAGCUAUGUGAUCCAGGGCAUGCCCAACAUCGAGAGCCUGAACCUGAGCGGCUGCUACAACCUGACUGACAACGGCCUGGGGCAUGCUUUCGUCCAGGAGAUCUCCUCCUUGCGUGUUCUCAACCUGAGCUUGUGCAAGCAGAUUACGGACUCCAGCCUGGGCCGGAUAGCUCAGUACCUAAAAAACUUGGAGGUCCUGGAGUUGGGUGGCUGCAGCAACAUCACAAACACUGGUCUGCUCCUGAUCGCGUGGGGCUUGCACCGGCUCAAGAGCCUCAACCUGAGAAGCUGCAGGCACGUCUCCGACGUGGGCAUCGGCCACCUUGCAGGCAUGACCCGAAGCGCCGCCGAGGGAUGCCUCAGCCUGGAGUAUCUUACGCUUCAGGACUGCCAGAAGCUCACAGACCUGUCUCUGAAGCACAUCUCCAAAGGCCUGGCCAGGCUCAAAGUUCUCAACCUGAGCUUUUGCGGGGGCAUCUCGGACGCUGGAAUGAUCCACCUGUCCCACAUGACCAGCCUGUGGAGCCUUAACCUGCGAUCGUGCGAUAACAUCAGCGACACGGGCAUCAUGCAUCUAGCCAUGGGGACGCUACGACUUUCUGGCUUGGACGUGUCUUUCUGCGACAAGAUCGGCGACCAGAGCCUGGCGUACGUAGCCCAGGGCCUGUACCAGCUCAAGUCCCUGUCGCUGUGCUCGUGCCACAUAAGCGACGAUGGCAUCAACCGGAUGGUGCGCCAGAUGCACGAGUUGAGGACCCUGAACAUUGGCCAAUGCGUGCGGAUUACAGACAAAGGCCUGGAGCUCAUAGCGGACCACCUGACCCAGCUGACCGGUAUUGAUUUGUAUGGAUGUACAAAAAUUACUAAAAGGGGACUGGAGAGGAUAACGCAGCUCCCCUGCCUUAAAGUUUUAAACCUGGGCCUUUGGCAGAUGACUGAAAGCGAAAAAGUGCGGUAAAAACUUGGGUGAGAUUGUGCAUGGGAGGGGGAGGGGCAUGAAGUGGGCGGGGAAUUUACAUUAUUCUAAAGGGGUGUGUGGGGGGAUUAAAGCGAUUUAAAAUGAUUCGCCUGGGAAGAAAAUCUAAACAGUAUCUCAUCUGGCGUUUUAUUAACCCAUUGUAUCAGUCAGAGUGUAGUGUGCAACACUGAAAAUGAAAAAAACAAAAAGUUUUAAUCUCUAACCGGUUGCAAUACUAAGCCUAAAUCACGUCCAUCCCUACUAAACGUUGCGUCUAAAACAUUUCGGCUACCUCGUACCUGUGUUUUAACUUAAUCAAAAGAGGCGGAUAUGGAGAUAAUUUGUGCCUGGGAAGCAAACCCCCUCCCCCAUCUCAUUUCUCGCCUGAGAAUAGCAUAAAAAAGGAAAAGAAAAAAACAACAACAACGGCUUAACUACCUUUGUUAAUUUUUUUGCCUGAAAUGACCAACAAAAGACUGAAACGAAGCGAAAGAGAGUCAGAGAAGAGUCAAAGCACAGAUUGUUUUUAGCUCGGACUGAAAUGAGUUUAUGCAAAGACGGAUGAAUACUGGUUUGUAUACAAAGAGCUUUUAUAUAUAUAUAUAUAUAAAUAUAUAUAUAUAUAUAAUUAUGUAUAUAUAAUUAUAUAUAUGUAUAUAUAUAUAUAUAAUUAUGUAUAUAUAAUUAUAUAUAUGUAUAUAUAUAUAUAUACACGUAUAUUUUUCAUCCUGUUUAGUUUUGGAUUUAAGGCCGUGCCGAAGCCUUUAUUGAUUCAAGCUUUGAAUAAGAGGUCCGCUCUGCUGAUGUAUUCAUGCUUAUGUAAGCAGAUAUUGUUUAAUUAAUGAAUUAACGGCUGUUAUUCAGAGCAUUGUACUUCAGAGCAUUGUACUUCAAAUUGAAGUGAUUUUUCUUUCUUUUUUUUGGGGAACAGAAAAACGUCAGUAGCUAAUUCUACAGUCUCAUUCACCUUAUAUUAUUAUUAUUAUUAUUAGUACUAUUAUUAUUAUUAUUAUUUCUGCUUAGAGGUCAAACAUCAAAAUAACAGGAUACAUUAUUUUGUCCUCAUUUUAAACAAGCUAAUGUUUAAAAUUCACCUUAGAAGGACUAUAUUAAACGGAGAUGAAUUUUUUAUUUUAUUUUAAAGAUGAUGAAAUUUUUUUUGUCCCGGAUUUCUUCGGGGUAAGAAGCAUCGCAUAUCAGGCCUGUGUGAUAUAUGAUAUGAUAUGAUGUACUGAGUCCUGCUGACAAGCUACUGUGUUUUAAAUGUACUGUAUGUAUUUGUAAAGAAAAAGAGAAAAGAAAUCUCAAAUUGUUUUAUAUUCUUACAGUAAACAUUAAAGUUGAUAUUUAUAUAAUUAAAAAAAAA
Clarias gariepinus (North African catfish) is the source of this 3126-nucleotide messenger RNA. It is a transcript of the gene fbxl14b, whose product is annotated as F-box and leucine-rich repeat protein 14b. The record is from RefSeq and is a predicted model, not a curated record. Gene Ontology annotation, biological process: SCF-dependent proteasomal ubiquitin-dependent protein catabolic process. Gene Ontology annotation, cellular component: SCF ubiquitin ligase complex. The coding region runs from base 558 to 1760 and encodes 400 amino acids. NCBI's taxonomy places the organism in Eukaryota, Metazoa, Chordata, Actinopteri, Siluriformes, Clariidae. Gene Ontology annotation, molecular function: protein binding. The transcript has a single exon.